Molecule: messenger RNA, 2027 nt
Organism: Branchiostoma floridae (Florida lancelet)
Lineage: Eukaryota; Metazoa; Chordata; Leptocardii; Amphioxiformes; Branchiostomatidae
Product: organic cation transporter protein-like
Exons: 11
Coding region: 38-1756 (572 amino acids)
Biological process (GO): transmembrane transport
Cellular component (GO): membrane
Molecular function (GO): transmembrane transporter activity
Source: RefSeq, a predicted model, not a curated record
AUUUAGUAGCCAUAAAGGUCACAGGAAGGACUUCAACAUGGCGGACUUCGAUGAAGUUCUGCAGCACAUCGGAGAGCUGGGACCGUACCAGAUCUGGUUGUGCUUCCUUGUUUAUCUCCCAGCAUUACCGUGCUGUAUGCACAUGUUCUCGUUGGUGUUUAUCGGCGCCACUCCGGUACACUACUGCGCGACGCCGGAGCUGGAUGAGGUUCUGUUGGAACGAAACGCCAGCUUGGCUGAGAGGAAGAAUUUAACAAUUCCUUGGGAGCUGACCGACGAUGUUUGGGACUACAGCAGUUGUGCAAGAUACAACUUGAGCGGGUACAUUUCGGCCAACAGCACAGCUGCUCCAACAUUCAACAUGGCGACCAACCUCUCUACAACAGAGUGUGAUGCAGGAUGGGAAUAUGAUCGUUCUCAGUUUCAAACCAGUGUCUCAAUAGAGUUCGACCUUGUGUGCCAGAGAAAAUGGCUGAACAACUUGGCACAGUCCAUUCUCAUGGUAGGGGUGCUAUUUGGAUCGGUUCUUUUUGGAGAUCUAUCAGACAGCAAUGAAUGGCCAGAUUUCCAAUUUCUCAAUUGUUGUUCUAGGUUUGGGAGAAAAUGGACGUUCUUCAGAGUGUUGAGUCUUCAAGUAAUAUUCGGCGUGGCGAACGCCUUCACCCACAGCUACGUCACGUUCGUGUUUCUAAGGUUCCUGGUGGGAGCCUGCGCCUACCCUGUCUUCAUGAUCGCUUUUGUUAUUGGACAGGAGAUUGUCGGACCUUCGAAGCGUGCGUUAGCCGGAAGUGUGAUAGAGCUGGCCUUUGGAGCUGCCAUCAUGGUGUUAGCUGGUCUGGCCUACGCCAUUCGGGAAUGGACCUUCCUGCAGCUCGCCAUCACACUGCCCAGCGCUGUCUGCAUCUUGUCGUGGUGGUUGGUACCAGAGUCUCCACGAUGGCUGAUCGCUAGAGGGAGGUUAGAAGAGGCGAUGGACAUCAUUCAGCUGAUGGCCAAGAGAAACGGGAAGACUCUACCUUCUGAUAUACGUCUAGAAAAUAAGACACAGGUAGUCACUUUGACGAUGACUCGAGGCCAGCAUAGCGCCCUGGAUCUUGUGCGUACUCCCAACAUGAUGAAGAAAUCCACUCUGAUAUUCUUCAACUGGUUUGCUGUGACCAUCAUGUACUACGGCCUGUCCCUCAGCACCGGGGACCUGGCCGGAGACGACUAUGUUAACUUUUUCCUGGUCGGCGUGGUGGAAGUACCUGGCUAUCUGACGUCAUAUCUCGUGAUUGACAGGCUCGGACGCCGAGUGCCGCACAUGUUGUACAUGGUGGUGGGAGGAGUGGCGUGUGUCGCUGCAGCCUUCAUACCUAAACAUCUAUCUCCACUGACGAUCACUCUUGUCCUGAUUGGAAAGUUUGGGGCCGCUGGAGCCUUCAACAUCAUCUAUAUCUGGACUGGAGAACUCUACCCUACUGUCGUUAGAAACGUCGGCGUUGGCGUGUCUGUGCUGUGGUCUCGCUGUGGGGGUAUCGCGUCCCCUUUCAUCGCCCUUCUGAAGGACGUGUGGGGACCGUUACCGCUCAUCAUUCUCGGCGCUCCCGCCUGUCUCGCCGGGGCGCUGGCACUCCUCUUACCGGAGACACUUGGACUACCUCUGCCUCAGACCAUGGAGGAGGCUGAACACUUCGGCAGACGACGGAGGACCAACGAGCAACACAUGCCCGAAAACGAUGUCGAAUCAGAUUUUGAAAUGUUGGAACCACAAUGAAGAGCGAAAUCAUAUGGGUAAUUCCUUCGUCAUGAAAUCUAAGUUGUCUCGAGGGUAAAAUGAAUAGUCAAACACAUAGGUUAUUGUACACCGGACGAUAGAUUUUUUGUUCUUUUGCCACUUUGUUUUUGGAGUCGACUUUGGCAUGGAUAGCAAAAGUGAAACCAAUGUGAUGGUCAUGACGGUUAUUGUCAAGUUGGUAAGUGAUACCAGCCUUCGACUCUAUUGUCGCUUUGUGCACCUCGAGCUCUUGAAUAAAGAAAUAUAUGGC